Messenger RNA from Hyaena hyaena (striped hyena), 14484 nucleotides. It is a transcript of the gene DNAH5, whose product is annotated as dynein axonemal heavy chain 5. Gene Ontology annotation, cellular component: dynein complex. Gene Ontology annotation, molecular function: ATP hydrolysis activity; minus-end-directed microtubule motor activity; ATP binding. The transcript has 84 exons. Gene Ontology annotation, biological process: microtubule-based movement. NCBI's taxonomy places the organism in Eukaryota, Metazoa, Chordata, Mammalia, Carnivora, Hyaenidae. The coding region runs from base 1 to 14484 and encodes 4827 amino acids. The record is from RefSeq and is a predicted model, not a curated record.
AUGAGGAGGCGGGUCCUAGAGGUAGAGGGGGGCUGGGAGGUUUGUGUAAAUGGGGCGGGGGUCUUGGAGACCUUUGCGAAGGUUUUGGCCUUUAGUCUGAGUGACACAGGGAACUUCUGGACGACAGAAGGGUUGGCGGGACCUCUGACUCUUGGCCUGGCGUUUGCUGCUGAGGGGAAUGGGGGCUACGGAGGUGCCAGUUAUUUGGAACAAAGAUGGAAGAACAAAGGUGUCAGUGGAAGAUUUUCAGAAAACAACCAGGACACACCUUCCUUCCUCAAAUGCAUCUUCAGUGGCAUAUUAACUAACGUCAGGUGUUGCUAUGGCCUUGUCAUUCCACCAGGAGUCACUAGUGAGUCUGCACAAAGUCUGGAGGCCGUUAAACUGAUAAAUGCAUGUGAUUCUGCUGCUCUCAGUAACGCAUUCUUCGAGACGGAAAUCUAUGAAAAAUGUGUAGAUGGCUUCCAGGAGGUGCAGGGUCAUUUAGGGAGAGGUCUGGCCACUGGGUACGUGGAACAGAUAGAUAGCUGCGAUGUUUCGGAUCGGGAGGAGACAGCUCUGGAAGCAGAGCGUUACCCGCGUUCUGACGAUUGUGAGUCCCCGGAGGACAGGGAUGACAGACAGCCUUCUCCUAGCACAAGCCUGGUGCUGCAAAGACUGAAGGAAGAGAAGGAAGCCAAACGCGCCCGUUUGGAUGGUAGGCAUGACUACGUAUUUGCAAUUGUAGCUUCCUGCGUGGACCUGGACAAAACUGAAGUGGAAGACGCCGUUCUUGAGGGGAAUCAGCUUGAAAGAAUCGAUCAGCUUUUUGCUGCUGGAGGUCUUCGUCACCUUCUAUUCUACUAUCAGGAUGUGGAGGUGGCCGAAUCAGGACAACUUGGCUCUCCUGGGGGAGCGAAUCCUCUUUCUGAAAAGAUUAAAAAACCUAAGGUGUUUGUGACCGAGGGAAAAGAUGUUGCUCUUACUGGAGUGUGUGUAUUCUUCAUCAGGACUGACACUUCCAGAGCUGUCACCCCUGAGAACAUCCACAGGGAGGUGACCUUUAACAUGCUAGAUCCUGCGGAUGGGGGCCUGCUCAACAGUGUGAGGCGUUUGCUGUCGGACAUCUUCAUUCCCGCUCUCAGGGCCACGAGCCAUGGAUGGGGUGAGCUCGAGGGUCUUCCGGAAGCAUCCAGCAUUCAGCAGGAGUUCUUGAGCUCUCUGGAAGGCUUUGUGGGUGUCCUGUCGGGCGCACAGGAGAGUUUGAAGGAGAAGGUGAACCUUCAAAAGUGUGACAUAUUUGAACUAAAAGCCCUGAAGGAACCGACAGACUACUUGACUCUAGCUAAUAACCCAGAGACUUUGGAGAAAGUAGAAGGUUGUAUGAGAGUAUGGAUCAAACAGACCGAACAGGUGCUUGCUGAAAACAACCAGCUGCGUAAGGAAGCGGAUGACCUUGGGCCCCGAGCAGAGCUGGAACACUGGAAAAAAAGACUGUCCAAAUUUAACUACCUUUUGGAUCAAUUAAAAAGCCCGGAUGUGAAGGCUGUCUUGGCAAUGCUUGCUGCUGCCAGGUCGAAACUUCUGAAGACUUGGCGGGAGAUGGAUAUUCGCAUCACUGAUGCAGCUAAUGAAGCAAAGGACAAUGUCAAAUAUUUGUACACACUUGAAAAAUGCUGCGACCCCUUGUACAGUAGUGACCCGGUUUCCAUGGUUGAUGCUAUCCCUACACUUAUAAAUGCAAUUAAAAUGAUCUAUAGUAUCUCUCAUUAUUAUAACACCUCUGAGAAGAUCACAUCUCUGUUUGUAAAGGUGACGAAUCAGAUGAUAUCUGCAUGUAAAGCCUACAUUACCAACAAUGGGACUACAUCCAUCUGGAGCCAGCCUCAGGGUGUGGUUGUGGACAAGAUAUUAUCUGCAAUUAAACUCAAGGAGGAGUACCAGCGCUGCUUUCACAAGACAAAACAAAAGCUUAAACAAGAUCCAAAUGAGAAACAAUUUGAAUUUAGUGAGAUGUAUAUUUUUGGGAAAUUUGAAACUUUCCACCGACGACUUGCCAAGAUAAUAGACAUCUUUACAACCUUCAGGACGUACUCAGUCCUGCAAGAUUCUAAAAUUGAAGGACUGGAAGACGUGGUCACUAAAUACCAGAGUAUUGUUGCCACCAUAAAGAAAAAGGAAUAUAAUUUCUUAGACCAGAGGAAAAUGGAUUUUGACCAGGAUUAUGAAGAGUUUUGCAAGCAAACUAAUGACCUUCACAACGACUUGCAGAACUUCAUGGACAUUACAUUUGAAAAGAUUCAAAACACAAAUCAAGCUCUAAGUAUGUUAAAGAAAUUUGAAAGUUUGAAUAUACCUAAUCUUGGUAUUGAUGACAAAUAUCGGCGUAUCCUAGGGAAUUAUGGGGCUGACAUCGAUAUGAUCUCCAAACUGUAUACAAAGCAGAAAUUUAAUCCUCCUUUGGCUCGAGAUCAGCCUCCCAUUGCUGGGAAGAUCUUGUGGGCCCGACAGCUCUUCCAGAGGAUUCAGCGACCAAUGCAGCUUUUCCAGCAGCACCCAACUGUGCUACAGACGGCAGAAGCCAAGCCUGUGAUUCGCAGUUACAACAGGGUGGCCAAGGUCCUCCUGGAGUUUGAAGUUCUCUACCACAGGGCAUGGCUUCAACAAAUUGAAGAAAUUCACAUAGGACUUGAGGCAUCUUUAUUGGUGAAGGCUCCAGGCACGGGGGAAUUGUUUGUAAACUUUGACCCUCAGAUAUUAACCUUAUUUAGAGAGACGGAGUGCAUGUCACAGAUGGGUCUGGAAGUGUCACCAUUUGCGGCUGCCCUGUUCCAGAAACGGGAUGUAUACAAAAAGAACUUCAGUAACAUGAAGAUGAUGCUGGCUGAAUAUCAGAGAGUGAAGUCAAAAAUGCCUCCCACCAUAGAGCAACUGAUGGUCCCUCAUCUGGCUAAGGUGGAUGAGGCUCUCCAGCCUGGCUUGGCCGCCCUGACCUGGACGUCACUGAACAUUGAGGCAUACUUAAAAAACUCUUUUGCAAAGAUCAAGGACCUGGAAUUGCUGCUUGACAGAGUCAACGAUCUGAUGGAGUUCCGCAUUGAUGCCAUUUUGGAAGAAAUGAGCAGCACGCCGCUUUGCCAGCUUCCCCAGGAGGAGCCGCUUACCUGUGCCGAGUUCCUCCAGAAGACAAAGGACCUUUGUGUAAAUGGUGCUCAGAUACUAAAUUUUAAAAGCUCAUUAGUAGAGGAAGCAGUGAAUGAGCUAAUAAAUAUGUUGCUGGAUGUGGAAGUUCUAUCCAAAGAAGAAAGUGACAAAGCGUCUAAUGUAAAUAGUACUGAUUCAAAAAACGAAAGUUCAGGUAAGAGAUGGGGUAAUGGAAGGAGAGAAGGGAAUUUCGACACCUUGACGUCAUCCCUUAAGGCCCCCGCAGGCCUCCUGCCUCUGGCGACAAUCCUGAGAAAGAAGAGGGAGACGGAGAUAUUAGAAGAGGAAGCCUGCGGGUUACUCUCCCAUUUCAACCAUCUAAAUAUGGAUGCGCUUCUGAAAGUUACAAGAAACGCCCUGGAGGCCAUUCGCAAGCGCAUUCAUUCCUGCAACAUGGUGAACUUCCGGGACAGUAACAGUACAUCUAAGAGGAAGCAGAACAGUGUGCCCAUUUUCCGGGCGGGCAUCACUCUGGCCAUUCCCAACAUUGCCAUGGCCCCUGCCCUGGAAGACAUACAGCAGACGCUGAACAAAGCCGUGGAGUGCAUCGUCAAUGUCACCAAGGGGAUUAGACAGUGGAGCAGUGAGCUGUUAUCUAAGAAAAAGAUGCAGGAAAGGAAAAUGGCUGCUUUGCAGAAUAAUCAAGACAGUGAUUCUGAUGCUGAAAUUGGAGAAAACGAACCUCAAGAUACCUUUGAGAUAGCAUCUGUAAACUUACCCAUUCCUGUGCAAACCAGGAACUAUUAUAAGAAUGUGUCUGAUAACAAAGAGAUUGUGAAAUUAGUCUCCGUGCUUAGCACAAUCAUCAAUUCUACCAAAAAGGAAGUUAUUACAUCUAUGGAUUGCUUCAAACGCUACAAUCAUAUUUGGCAAAAAGAGAAAGAAGAAACAAUUAUGAUGUUUAUUACAAAAAACCCCUUGCUUUCUGAAUUUGAAUCUCAGAUUCACUAUUUCCAAAAGCUGGAGCAGGAAAUUAAUGCUGAGCCAGAGUACAUCUGUGUGGGUCCCAUUGCUCUGUACACAGCCGACUUGAAGUUCAUUCUGACUGCUGAGACAAAGGCCUGGACAGUUGUCAUUGGCCGUCACUGUAACAAAAAGUACAGGAGUGACAUGGAAAACAUUUUUACACUUGUUGAAGAAUUCAAUAAGAAACUGAAUCGUCAAAUUAAAGACCUAGAUGAUGUUCGGAUUGCUAUGGCAGCCCUGAAGGAAAUCAGGGAGCAGCAAAUCUCCAUUGACUUUCAAGUAGGACCUAUUGAGGAAUCCUACGCCCUGCUUAACAAAUACGGUCUUCUGAUAACCAAAGAGGAGAUGGACAAAGUUGAUGCCCUGCGUUAUUCUUGGGAGAAGCUUCUGGCACGUGCCAGUGAAGUUCAGAACGAAUUAGUCUCACUGCAGCCCAGUUUCAGGAAGGAGCUAAUUAGUACCGUGGAGGUCUUCCUCCAAGACUGUCACCACUUCUACUCAGACUAUGAUUUGAAUGGUCCGAUGGCUAGUGGCUUGAAACCCCAGGAAGCCAGUGAUAGGCUUAUCAUGUUUCAGAAUCAAUUUGAUAAUAUCUAUCGGAAAUACAUCACCUAUACUGGAGGAGAAGAGCUCUUUGGACUGUCAGUUACUCAGUAUCCUCAGCUUCUUGAAAUAAAGAAGCAAUUAAAUCUUCUACAGAAAAUAUACACUCUGUACAACAGCGUCAUAGAAACUGUAAAUAGCUAUCAUGAGAUGCUUUGGUCAGAAGUUAAUAUUGAAAAAAUCAACGGCGAACUUUCAGAGUUCCAGAGCAGGUGUCGGAAGCUGCCCCGGGCCUUGAAGGACUGGCAGGCUUUCUUGGAUCUGAAGAAGACCAUUGAUGAUUUCAGCGAGUGUUGCCCACUCCUGGAGCACAUGGCCAGUAAGGCCAUGAUGAACAGGCACUGGGAAAGGAUAGCUGCUCUCACUGGGCAUAAUCUGGAUGUGGGGAAUGAAACUUUUAAGUUAAGAAAUAUCAUGGAGGCACCUCUUCUGAAAUACAAAGAGGAAAUAGAGGACAUCUGUAUCAGUGCAGUGAAAGAGAGAGACAUUGAGCAAAAGCUGAAGCAAGUGAUGAACGAAUGGGACAGCAAAACAUUUACAUUUGGCAGCUUUAAAUCCCGUGGAGAGCUCCUCUUACGGGGAGACAGCACCUCGGAAAUCAUCGCCAGCAUGGAGGACAGCCUGAUGGUGCUAGGUUCCCUGCUGAGCAACAGGUACAAUAUGCCUUUCAAGGCCCAGAUUCAAAAAUGGGUGCAGUACCUUUCCAACUCAACAGACAUCAUCGAGAACUGGAUGAUGGUGCAGAACUUGUGGAUUUACUUAGAGGCUGUCUUUGUGGGAGGAGACAUUGCUAAGCAGCUUCCCAAGGAAGCCAAGCGCUUUUCCAAUAUCGAUAAAUCUUGGGUGAAGAUUAUGACUCGGGCUCAUGAAAUGCCAAAUGUGGUACAGUGUUGUGUUGGAGAUGAGACCAUGGGGCAGCUGUUACCACACUUGCUGGACCAGUUGGAAAUGUGCCAGAAAUCCCUCACUGGGUACUUGGAGAAAAAACGUCUUUGCUUUCCUCGGUUCUUCUUUGUCUCGGACCCCGCCCUUCUGGAGAUCCUGGGGCAGGCAUCAGACACACACACUAUACAAGCCCACUUGCUGAACGUGUUUGACAACAUCAAAACUGUCAAGUUCCAUGAAAAGAUCUAUGAUCGAAUUCUGUCAAUCUCUUCUCGAGAGGGCGAGACGGUUGACUUGGAUAAACCUGUGAUGGCUGAGGGCAAUGUGGAAGUUUGGCUUAAUUCUCUCUUGGAGGAAUCUCAGUCCUCAUUACAUCUUGUGAUUCGCCAGGCAGCUGCAAAUAUUCAAGAACCAGGUUUCCAGCUGAUUGAAUUUCUUUCUUCCUUCCCUGCUCAGGUUGGAUUAUUAGGAAUUCAAAUGAUAUGGACACGGGAUUCAGAAGAAGCCCUCAGAAAUGCCAAGUUUGAUAAAAAAAUCAUGCAGAAAACCAACCAGUCUUUUCUGGAGCUGUUGAAUACAUUGAUAGGCAUCACGACAAAGGAUCUGAGUUCCAUGGAGCGAGUUAAAUACGAGACUCUGAUUACUAUCCAUGUGCACCAAAGAGAUAUCUUUGAUGACCUGUGUCACAUGCAUAUCAAGAGCCCUACAGACUUCGAGUGGCUGAAACAGUGCAGAUUUUAUUUUAACGAAGAUUCCGACAAGAUGAUGAUCCACAUCACAGAUGUGGCUUUCAUAUACCAGAAUGAAUUUUUAGGCUGCACUGACAGGCUUGUCAUAACUCCUCUCACAGACAGGUGUUAUAUCACGCUGGCUCAAGCUCUGGGAAUGAGCAUGGGAGGAGCUCCCACUGGGCCCGCGGGAACGGGCAAAACAGAAACUACGAAAGAUAUGGGUCGGUGUCUGGGGAAGUAUGUAGUGGUUUUCAAUUGUUCUGACCAGAUGGACUUCCGAGGACUUGGACGGAUUUUUAAAGGACUAGCACAGUCUGGAUCCUGGGGUUGUUUUGAUGAAUUUAACCGUAUCGAUUUACCAGUUCUGUCAGUGGCAGCCCAGCAAAUUUCCAUUAUUCUGACAUGUAAAAAGGAACGCAAGAAGUCUUUUAUUUUUACCGAUGGAGAUAAUGUGACUAUGAACCCUGAAUUCGGACUUUUCCUGACCAUGAAUCCUGGCUAUGCAGGACGGCAGGAGCUUCCUGAAAACUUGAAGAUUAACUUCCGCUCGGUGGCCAUGAUGGUGCCUGACCGACAGAUUAUCAUCAGGGUGAAGUUGGCUAGUUGCGGCUUCAUUGACAACAUCGUUUUGGCCAGGAAGUUUUUCACUCUCUACAAGCUGUGUGAGGAGCAGCUUUCUAAGCAGGUACAUUAUGAUUUUGGUCUGCGGAACAUUCUGUCAGUUCUGCGAACACUGGGCGCCGCAAAAAGAGCCAACCCCACAGAUACGGAGUCAACAAUAGUCAUGCGUGUUCUGCGAGACAUGAAUCUUUCUAAACUGAUUGAUGAGGAUGAACCCUUAUUUUUGAGUUUGAUUGAAGAUCUCUUCCCAAAUAUUCUUCUGGACAAAGCAGGUUAUCCGGAACUGGAAAUGGCGAUUAGUAGACAGGUUGAAGAAGCUGGUUUAAUUAACCAUCCUCCAUGGAAACUGAAAGUCAUCCAGCUGUUUGAGACGCAGAGAGUGCGGCAUGGAAUGAUGACCCUGGGGCCUAGUGGGGCGGGGAAGACCACCUGUAUCCACACCUUGAUGAAAGCCAUGACAGAAUGUGGAAAACCACACCGGGAAAUGAGGAUGAAUCCCAAAGCAAUUACGGCCCCACAGAUGUUUGGUCGACUUGACGUGGCCACAAAUGAUUGGACAGAUGGGAUAUUUUCAACUCUUUGGAGGAAAACAUUGAGAGCCAAGAAAGGGGAGCAUAUCUGGAUAGUUCUUGAUGGUCCAGUAGAUGCCAUCUGGAUUGAAAACCUGAAUUCUGUUUUGGAUGAUAACAAAACUCUAACCCUUGCCAAUGGCGAUCGGAUUCCCAUGGCUCCAAACUGCAAGAUCAUUUUUGAACCUCAUAACAUUGACAACGCGUCACCAGCUACUGUCUCGAGAAAUGGAAUGGUUUUCAUGAGUUCUUCUAUCCUCGACUGGAGUCCUGUUCUUGAGAGUUUCCUUAAGAAGCGCUCCCCUCAGGAAGCCGAAAUUCUUCGUCAGCUGUACAUCAAGUCUUUUCCCGACCUGUAUCGCUUCAGUGUUCAGAACGUAGAAUACAAGAUGGAGAUGCUUGAAGCCUUUGUAAUCAUGCAGAGCAUUAACAUGCUUCAAGGGCUGAUCCCUCCAAAGGAACAAGGUGUGGAGGUCACACCGGAGCACCUGGGGAGACUGUACGUCUUCUCCCUGAUGUGGAGCAUUGGGGCCGUGCUAGAGCUGGAGGGCCGACGCCGGAUAGAGCACUGGCUGCGUUCUCAGGAAGCGCUGACCUCGGGUUUGCCGCCUCUAGCGGGGACCGAUGACACCAUGUUUGACUAUUAUGUCUCGUCCAGUGGUCAAUGGCUGCACUGGAACACAUGUACGGAGGAAUAUGUGUAUCCACCUGACAUCACCCCAGAAUAUGGCUCCAUCCUGGUACCAAAUGUUGACAAUGUGAGGACUGACUUUCUAAUUAAAACCAUCGCUAAACAGGGCAAGGCCGUGCUAUUAAUUGGGGAACAAGGAACGGCCAAAACAGUCAUUAUCAAAGGAUUUAUGUCAAAAUAUGAUUCUGAAAGUCACAUGAUCAAGAGUCUGAAUUUUUCUUCUGCAACCACCCCACUGAUGUUUCAGAGGACAAUAGAGAGCUAUGUGGAUAAACGCAUGGGUACAACAUAUGGCCCUCCUGCAGGAAAGAAGAUGACUGUUUUUAUUGAUGAUGUGAAUAUGCCAGUAGUCAAUGAGUGGGGAGAUCAGGUUACUAAUGAGAUCGUACGACAGCUGAUGGAACAGAAUGGAUUUUAUAACCUGGAAAAGCCUGGGGAGUUUACCAGCAUUGUGGACAUCCAAUUCCUGGCAGCCAUGAUCCAUCCUGGGGGUGGACGCAAUGAUAUCCCCCAAAGACUCAAGAGGCAGUUCUCUAUAUUCAACUGCACGUUGCCUUCUGAUGCUUCCAUGGACAAGAUCUUUGGUGUGAUUGGAAUAGGCUACUAUUGUAGUCAGAGAGGCUUUUCAGAAGGCGUGAGAGAUUCAGUGAUGAAACUGGUCCCCUUGACACGUCGACUGUGGCAGAUGACCAAGAUGAAAAUGCUCCCUACCCCUGCAAAAUUCCAUUAUGUGUUUAACCUUCGAGAUCUUUCUAGGAUCUGGCAAGGAAUGCUGAACGUCACCUCAGAGGUUGUCAAGGAACCAGAUGAUCUGUUAAGGUUGUGGAAGCAUGAGUGUAAACGUGUGAUAGCUGAUCGUUUCACGGUUUCCGGUGAUGUGACCUGGUUUGAUAAGGCUCUAGUAAGUUUGGUGGAGGAGGAGUUUGGUGAAGACAAAAAUCCCUUGGUGGCCUGUGGAUCUGAUGCUUAUUUUGUGGAUUUCCUCAGGGAUGCACCGGAAGCUACAGGUGAAACAUCUGAGGAGGCUGAUGCUGAAAUGCCCAAAAUUUAUGAGCCAAUUGAAUCUUUUCAUCACCUAAAGGAGCGUUUGAAUAUGUUCCUGCAGCUGUAUAAUGAGAGCGUCCGUGGCACUGGCAUGGAUUUGGUGUUCUUCGAUGAUGCCAUGGUUCACUUGGUCAAGAUCUCACGUGUCAUUGGUACGCCCCGGGGAAAUGCCCUCCUGGUGGGGGUGGGCGGAUCAGGAAAGCAGAGCCUGACAAGGUUGGCUUCAUUCAUUGCUGGCUAUACUUCCUUCCAGAUCACUCUGACAAGGUCCUAUAGCACAUCAAAUCUAGUGGAAGACUUGAAGAUUUUGUAUAGAACAGCUGGGCAGCAAGGUGAAGGGGUCACUUUCAUCUUCACGGACAAUGAGAUUAAGGAAGAGUCAUUUCUGGAAUAUAUGAACAACGUUUUAUCAUCGGGUGAGGUCUCCAACCUAUUUGCUCGUGAUGAAAUUGAUGAAAUAAAUAGUGAUCUUGUACCAGUCAUGAAAAAAGAAUACCCCAGGCGCCCUCCUACCAAUGAGAACCUGCAUGACUACUUCAUGAGUCGGGUCCGACAGAACCUUCACAUUGUGCUCUGCUUUUCACCUGUGGGGGAGAAAUUUCGAAAUCGAGCUUUGAAGUUCCCUGCCCUUAUUUCAGGAUGCACCAUUGACUGGUUCAGCCGAUGGCCUAAAGAUGCCUUAGUUGCUGUGUCUGAACACUUCCUGUCCCCCUACAACAUUGACUGCAGUUUGGAAACCAAGAAGGAAGUGGUUCAAUGCAUGGGCUCCUUCCAGGAUGGGGUAGCUGAGAAGUGUGUUGAUUAUUUCCAGAGAUUCCGACGUUCUGCUCACGUGACUCCCAAGUCGUACCUCUCCUUUAUUCAAGGCUACACUCUCACAUAUGGAGAAAAGCAUGCGGAAGUGCAAACUCUGGCCAACAGAAUGAACACUGGAUUGGAAAAGCUAAAAGAAGCCUCAGAGUCUGUUGCAGCCCUGAGCAAAGAACUGGCAGUGAAAGAAAAGGAGCUCCAAGUGGCCAAUGAAAAAGCCGACACGGUCUUGAAAGAAGUGACAAUGAAAGCGCAGGCUGCUGAGAAGGUCAAGGCGGAGGUACAGAAGGUGAAGGACAAAGCCCAAGCCAUUGUAGACAGCAUCUCCAAAGAUAAAGCCAUCGCUGAAGAAAAACUGGAAGCUGCAAAGCCAGCCUUAGAAGAGGCAGAAGCAGCCCUGCAGACUAUCAAGCCUUCGGACAUCGCCACUGUCCGCACACUGGGCCGACCCCCUCACCUCAUCAUGAGGAUCAUGGACUGUGUGUUGCUCCUGUUUCAAAGGAAAGUCAAUGAGGUGAAAAUUGACCUGGAAAAAAGCUGUACAAUUCCUUCCUGGCAAGAAUCUUUAAAACUCAUGACUGCGGGAAACUUUUUACAGAACUUGCAGCAAUUCCCAAAAGACACAAUCAAUGAAGAAGUGAUAGAGUUUUUGGAUCCUUACUUUGAAAUGGCUGACUACAACAUCGAAACUGCUAAGCGUGUAUGUGGGAACGUAGCUGGUCUUUGUUCCUGGACCAAAGCCAUGGCUUCCUUCUUUUCUAUAAACAGAGAAGUUUUGCCUCUAAAGGCCAACUUGGUGGUGCAGGAGAAUCGCUAUGUCUUGGCCAUGCAGGACUUGCAGAAGGCCCAGGCCGAGCUGGACGACAAGCAAGCAGAGCUCGAUGUGGUGCAGGCCGAGUAUGAACAGGCCAUGACCGAAAAGCAGACCUUGCUCGAAGAUGCUGAGAGGUGCAGACAUAAGAUGCAGACUGCUUCCAUGCUGAUCGGUGGUUUGGUGGGAGAAAAAGAAAGAUGGACAGAGCAAAGUAAAGAGUUUGCUGCACAAACAAAAAGACUUGUAGGGGAUGUAUUGUUGGCUACAGCUUUUCUAUCUUAUUCUGGUCCAUUCAACCAAGAGUUUCGCAAUCUGCUGCUAAAUGACUGGAAGAAGGAAAUGAAAGUCCGGGAAAUCCCAUUUGGAGACAAUCUAAAUCUCAAUGAGAUGUUGAUUGAUGCCCCUACGAUUAGUGAAUGGAACCUCCAAGGUCUGCCAAAUGAUGACCUAUCCAUUCAGAAUGGAAUUAUUGUCACAAAGGCAUCUCGCUAUCCUCUGUUAAUUGAUCCACAGACUCAAGGGAAGAUCUGGAUUAAAAAUAAAGAAAGCCAGAAUGAACUCCAGAUCACAUCUCUAAAUCACAAGUACUUCAGAAACCACCUGGAGGAUAGUCUUUCUCUUGGAAGGCCCUUGCUUAUUGAAGAUGUUGGAGAGGAAUUAGACCCAGCACUGGAUAAUGUUUUGGAGAGAAACUUCAUUAAGACUGGGUCUACCUUUAAGGUGAAAGUUGGUGACAAGGAAGUAGAUGUGAUGGAAGGCUUCAAACUCUACAUUACCACCAAACUGCCCAAUCCAGCCUACACCCCCGAAAUAAGUGCUCGGACCUCUAUCAUUGACUUCACUGUCACCAUGAAAGGUCUGGAAGAUCAGUUACUAGGAAGAGUCAUUCUCACAGAGAAACAGGAAUUGGAGAAGGAGAGAACUCAUCUCCUGGAAGAUGUAACUGCAAACAAAAGAAGGAUGAAGGAGCUAGAAGAUAAUUUGCUUUACCGGCUGACGAGCACCCAGGGGUCCCUGGUGGAAGACGAGAGUCUCAUCGUUGUGCUGAGCAACACAAAAAAGACCGCGGAAGAGGUGACGCAGAAGCUGGAGAUUUCGGCCGAGACGGAAAUUCAAAUUAACUCAGCCCGGGAGGAAUACAGACCUGUGGCUACACGGGGCAGCAUCCUGUACUUCCUCGUCACUGAGAUGCGCUUGGUUAAUGAAAUGUAUCAGACUUCACUCCGCCAGUUUCUCGGCUUGUUUGACCUUUCCUUAGCCCGGUCUGUCAAGAGCCCAAUUACGAGCAAGAGGAUCGCUAAUAUCAUUGAGCAUAUGACUUAUGAGGUUUAUAAGUAUGCAGCCCGGGGGUUGUAUGAGGAGCACAAGUUCCUGUUUACCUUGUUGCUUACCCUGAAGAUCGACAUCCAGAGGAACCGAGUGAAGCAUGAAGAAUUUCUCACCCUUAUUAAAGGAGGUGCCUCACUGGACCUUAAAGCCUGUCCUCCUAAACCAUCUAAAUGGAUCCUGGACAUGACGUGGCUGAAUUUAGUGGAACUCAGCAAACUUAGGCAGUUUUCAGAUGUCCUUGAUCAGAUAUCAAGAAAUGAGAAAAUGUGGAAAGUUUGGUUUGAUAAGGAAAACCCCGAGGAAGAACCCCUUCCAAAUGCCUAUGAUAAAUCUCUUGACUGCUUUAGACGCCUUCUCCUUAUUAGAUCCUGGUGUCCUGACAGAACUAUUGCCCAGGCUCGCAAGUACAUCAUGGACUCCAUGGGAGAGAAGUAUGCAGAAGGCAUUAUCCUGGAUUUGGAAAAGACAUGGGAGGAAUCUGAUCCGCGGACACCACUCAUCUGUCUCCUGUCUAUGGGCUCAGAUCCCACAGAUUCCAUCAUUGCCCUGGGGAAGAGAUUAAAAAUAGAAACCCGUUAUGUAUCCAUGGGCCAGGGCCAGGAGGUCCAUGCCCGCAGGCUCUUACAACAGACCAUGGCGAAUGGGGGAUGGGCACUUCUGCAGAACUGCCAUCUGGGGCUCAAUUUCAUGGAAGAGCUGAUGGACACAGUUAUAGAGACCGAGGUCGUACACAGUGCCUUCCGCCUCUGGAUGACCACAGAAGUUCACAAGCACUUUCCCAUCACGCUCCUUCAGAUGUCCAUUAAAUUUGCCAAUGAGCCUCCACAGGGCCUGCGGGCAGGACUGAAAAGAACAUAUGGUGGCGUGAGCCAAGACCUGCUGGACGUGAGCACCGUGGCCCAGUGGAAGCCCAUGCUGUAUGCCGUGGCUUUCCUGCACUCCACAGUCCAGGAGAGAAGGAAGUUUGGUCCCCUGGGGUGGAACAUCCCCUAUGAAUUUAAUCAAGCUGACUUUAAUGCCACUGUGCAGUUCAUCCAAAACCACUUAGAUGACAUGGAUGUCAAAAAGGGCGUCUCCUGGGCCACCGUCUGCUACAUGAUAGGAGAGAUCCAGUAUGGGGGCAGAGUCACCGAUGAUUAUGAUAAGAGGUUGCUGAACACGUUUGCUAAGGUCUGGUUCAGCGAAAACAUGUUUGGAUCAGAUUUCAGCUUUUACCAAGGAUAUAAUAUUCCCAGAUGCAACACUGUGGACAGCUAUCUUCAGUAUAUCCAGAGCCUGCCUACCUGUGACAGCCCAGAAGUGUUUGGACUGCACCCCAAUGCCGACAUCACCUACCAGAGCAAGCAGGCCAAGGACGUGCUGGACACCAUCCUCAGCAUCCAACCCAAAGACAGCUCUGGUGGAGGGGAUGAGACCCGGGAGGCUGUGGUGGCCCGGCUCGCUGACGAUAUGCUGGACAAGUUACCCCCAGACUAUGGCCCAUUUGAAGUGAAAGAGAGGCUGCUAAAGAUGGGGCCGUUCCAGCCCAUGAACAUUUUCCUCAGGCAGGAGAUAGACAGAAUGCAGAGGCUACUGACUCUGGUCCGCAGCACCCUGAUGGAGUUAAAACUUGCUAUCGAUGGCACCAUCAUCAUGAGCGAAAAUCUACGAGAUGCACUGAAUUGCAUGUUUGAUGCCAGGAUUCCUGCUCAGUGGAAGAAAGCGUCAUGGGUUUCAAGUACAUUGGGUUUCUGGUUUACUGAGCUUAUAGAAAGAAACUGCCAGUUUACUUCGUGGGUGUUCAAUGGCCGACCCCACUGCUUCUGGAUGACAGGCUUUUUUAACCCCCAAGGAUUUUUAACUGCAAUGCGCCAGGAAAUCACUCGGGCCAACAAAGGCUGGGCCUUAGACAAUAUGGUGCUUUGCAACGAGGUCACCAAGUGGAUGAAGGAUGACAUUUCUGCCCCUCCCACAGAGGGUGUCUACGUCUAUGGCUUAUACCUUGAAGGUGCAGGCUGGGACAAGAGGAACAUGAAACUCAUUGAAUCCAAACCAAAAGUGCUCUUUGAAUUGAUGCCCGUCAUAAGGAUUUAUGCAGAAAACAACACCUUAAGAGAUCCUCGGUUUUAUUCCUGUCCUAUUUACAAGAAGCCAGUCCGAACGGACUUGAACUACAUCGCUGCCGUGGACCUCAGGACGGCCCAGGUCCCUGAACACUGGGUGCUCCGGGGGGUUGCCCUACUCUGUGAUGUCAAGUAA